AUGAGUUAUUUACUCAAUCCGAUAGUGACCAUUAUUUCUUGUCUUAUCCCGUAUAAAAGUGAACCAUUCAGAUGCCCAUCUCCUCAUAUAUGUCGUCUUCAACAAUUUGUCUUCACCAACCCACCAUUCCCCCUUCCUGACACUUCAUCUUCACUGGUUCCUGCAUCUUCAUCGCGCAUCAUCAGAGUGGAAAAGAAUCUAGGGUUUGGGAUGACAACAAAAUCAGAGAGGUUUUCUUCUGAUUUUGUGAUGGGAGGUGCAGCAGCCAUCAUAUCAAAAAGUGCAGCAGCUCCAAUUGAAAGAGUGAAGCUUUUACUACAAAAUCAAGGAGAGUUAUUGAAGAGAGGUCAACUCAAAAAACCAUAUACAGGGGUUGGUCAAUGCUUCAAAAGGGUGUUUAAAGAAGAAGGCUUUUUCUCAUUUUGGAGGGGUAAUCAAGUCAAUGUGAUUCGAUAUUUCCCAACUCAGGCUUUCAAUUUUGCAUUCAAAGGUUACUUCAAAAGUGUAUUUGGAAGGUCAAAAGAGAGAGAUGGAUAUAUGAAGUGGUUUAUUGGGAAUGUUGCUUCAGGAAGUGCUGCAGGAGCCACCACUUCAUUAUUUUUAUAUCAUUUGGAUUAUGCAAGAACUCGAUUAGCAACCGAUUCAUCAGGCAUUUCAAGAAAUCAUAAACACCAAUUUAAUGGACUUUUUGAUGUUUAUAGCAAAACCCUUGCAACUGAUGGAAUUAGAGGCUUAUAUCGUGGAUUUGGGAUUUCAAUUGUGGGGAUUACUCUUUAUAGAGGGAUGUAUUUUGGUUUAUAUGACAGCUUGAAACCUGUUGUCUUAAUUGGAUCAUUUCAGGACAAUUUUAUCGCAAGUUUUUUCUUGGGUUGGAGUGUGACAACGUUUUCUGGUGUUUGUGCUUAUCCAUUUGACACAGUGAGGCGAAGAAUGAUGUUGACUUCUGGUCAACCCUCAAAAUAUCAUCAUGCUAUUCAUGCAAUAAAUGAGAUCAUUCGAUUGGAGGGUUUCUUGGCAUUAUAUCGAGGGGUUACUGCAAACAUGCUUGUUGGUGUAGCUGGGGCUGGAGUUCUUGCAGGAUAUGAUAAAUUGUAUCGAAUUACAUACAAAAGUAGUCAUAAUUUGGAGCAUCAAAAAGUCUUGUAG
Lactuca saligna is the source of this 1146-nucleotide messenger RNA. NCBI's taxonomy places the organism in Eukaryota, Viridiplantae, Streptophyta, Magnoliopsida, Asterales, Asteraceae. The record is from the annotation of a GenBank genome assembly.